AUGAAUCUCUCUCUGCUCCUCCGCCAGAUAUGGACGCUGGCGUGGAAGGACCUCCUCCUUGUUUUGAACAGUAAACGAAGGAUAACGACUAUCAUCCGCGCUUUUACGAUCCCAACCAUCUUCGUUGUGUAUUUUGCCUUCAUCAUUCGGGUUUACUGGCCGAAGGAAACGUACGGUAUUGGCAACCCGAGCACGAUCAGAUCCCUCACUGAAGCCAUCCGUGAUGCCCCUGGUGGUCGAAGAACACUCGCCUUGUGCAACUAUGGACCCUCUGGCGGCGACAUCGACAGAGUCAUCAAACUAGUGUCUGAGAAAGCAAGGGGCAGUGACGGCCAAAUUGUACGAGUGCUGCACAGCCCUGAUGAACUGCUCACAGUGUGCAAAACAUCACUCUCGGCAGUCUCCAAGUGUUACGCCGCGGCAGAGUUCCACUUGUCUCCCGAAAAUGGUAGUAUCUGGAACUAUACCAUCCGCGUCGAUGGAGUGCACGGCUUCAAGAUCAAUGUAAAGAACAACAAGAAUGACGCCGAGAUCUUCCCCAUCCCCCUGCAACAUGCUAUCGACUCAGUCAUUGCGGAGGUCGGAGCAGAGAACGGGGCAAGACCAUUACCUGACAACAUCAAGGAGUUCCCAUUCACGUCCGAGACACAAGAUGAAUGGGACGACAAGCUGGUUAGAGAGAUUCAGAAUGCGAUCUGCAAGUAUAUUGCUGUCGUAUGGUACAUCGCCUUCAUUGGUCUUUGCUACCAGCUUGUUGGCGUGAUGACAAGAGAGCGAGAAAUGGGUAUGAGUGAUCUACUGGAAUCCAUGAUGCCCAAUCUCAAUAGAUUUGAGCCGCAGGUCGCUCGGUUAUUGGGUCAUUGGGUGGCUUUCACAAUUGUAUAUUUUCCGUCAUGGAUCAUGAUUUCCGUCCUUGCCAGGAUUGGCCUAUUCCCGUCGACAAACCCAGCUAUCCUGAUCGUCUUCUGCAUCUUGACAGGCUGCUCGCUCAACUCGUUCUCUAUACUCGGCGCCUCGAUCUUCCGACGAGCACAGCUCAGCGGGAUCACAGUCGUAAUCGUCGCGUUAGUGCUGGGAGUUGCGGCACAAAUCUCUGCAAAGACGCUUUCAACUGCUACUGUCGUGUUCCUGAGUCUCCUCUUCACGCCAAUGACGUUCGUCUUUCAUAUGAUCUGGCUAGCACGCUUUGAGUAUAGACAGAUCUCUCCGAACCUUUUCGAAGCAGCACCUUGGGCAACAUGGAGAGUUCCUGGAAUUGUGUUUUGGAUAUUCAUGUUGAUUCAGACUCUCGUUUAUCCUGUGCUUGCCGCCUGGGUAGAGCGCGCUCUUUAUCAUACCGAUCAACAUGGGAGGAAAACAGUAUACGACAACAACUCGCAGCCUAUCGUUCUGUCAAACUUCACGAAAAAUUACCCGCCGAAUUGGUGGUUUCGACUAGUUGCUCCUUGGUUUGGUAUAAAGAAGCCUACAGUGAAGGCCGUUAACGAUGUCUCAUUGGCGCCGAUGAGAGGACAAAUCAUGGUCCUUGUUGGAGCCAAUGGAUGUGGAAAAUCCACGACUUUGCUGAUCUACGAUUGCGGACUGACGCAAAAGAUCCAGGCCAUGUCUAACACGCUCUCUGGAGGCCAGAAACGCAAGCUUCAGCUAGUGAUGAUGCUAACCGGAGGGAGCCAAGUAUGUUGUGUUGAUGAGGUUUCAGGAGGCUUGGACCCGCUGUCACGCCGCAAGAUCUGGGACAUGAUGCUAGCUGCUCGAGGAACCAGAACAAUCGUCUUAACCACCCAUUUCCUCGAUGAAGCAGAGUUCCUUGCAGAUCAUAUGGUCAUUAUGUCCAAGGGCUCUAUGGUUGCUGAAGGUUCUGUUUCUGAGCUUAAGAGUAAGCUAGGCAAUGGCUACCGAUUUCGGUUCCUACAUGGAGCGGGCUAUGGAACGCUUCCCGAUGUAGACGAUCUGUUCUUUGGGGAACAUAAAGACUGCCUGUUUGAUCAGACUGUCUUCACGGUCAAGGAUGACCGGCGUUCUGUGCAGAUCAUCAAAGAACUUGAUAAGCGGCAGAUCAAGGAUUACCAAGUCACAGGUCCUACGGUGGAGGAAGUGUUUAUGAAACUUGCUGAGGAUCCUGAGCUUUCCUUCACCACGAAUGAAGAGAAGUCAGACGUUCAGUGCGAAGUCAGUCCGAUACCGUCACACAUCAAGGAGAAGCAAGUCAAGAUCUCCGCCAACGAAGCGGCCGAUGCGCCUCUUAUGACCGGCAAGCCCGUAAACUUCCUGCAACAAACUUUGAUAUUCUUCAAGAAGAGAAUGACGGUGUUGAAGCGAAACUACCUACCUUAUACGUUCGCUUUCAUCAUACCUGUCAUCGCCACCGCCGGUAUCUCAGUCCUCCUAAAAGGCAAGACAUACGGAGGAUGUUCACCACGACAACAAGUACAAGAAGCCGACCUGGAGGCCCUCAGUGACAAGCACGGCUACAAACCACUUCUCGUAAUAGGACCGGCUAGCAGUUUGGCGAAUGCCAACUUGACCGCCUUUCAAAGCAUGCUUCCCGGCCAGUUUGGUAACGCUAGCUCCUCGUUAAGUGCGUUUAACGAUUAUGUUAGAGUCGUGGACACCAUUGAAGAGUAUCGUGCGUAUAUAAACGCAAAUUUUAGCAAGAUCACCCCGGGUGGCUUCUUCUUAGGCGACGAACCGGUGUUCAGCUUCUACUCCGACUUGGGCUUUCUUGGGUUGUACUCCGCUAUUUUCAUGCAGAAUGCGGUCAACAUGCUACUCAGUAACACUACGAUUUCAACCAGCUUUAAGUCUUUCAAUGUCCCAUGGCCCGAAAAUGCUACGAAUCAGAUCCAGUUCAUCUUCUACUUCGGCUUGAUCAUGAGUUGCUACCCUGCGUUUUUCGCGCUAUAUCCGACAAGGGAGCGGCUACUCAAUAUAAGAGCGCUUCAGUACAGUAACGGAGCGCGUCCACUCCCACUCUGGCUUGCCUAUGUCUCAUUCGACUGGCUGAAUGUUCUUAUGAAUACUGUCAUUAUGAUCAUAAUUCUCGCUGUAUCUACGCCUGACAACUGGUGGAACGUUGGGUACCUUUUCGUGGUCUUGUUCCUAUACGGCUUGGCGUCCCUUUUGUGGGCUUACAUGGUUUCGCUGUUUGCAAAGUCACAGCUGGCUGCUUUUGCCAUAUCAGCAGGCUCUCAAGCAUUCCUACUGCUGAUGUACUUCACGGGGAUCUUGAAUAUGCAGUCAAAUCUUCCAGCACAUGAGGUGGAUAAAGCGAUCAAGAUCUUCAACUUCACCUUCACGAUGAUCUCUCCUAGCGGCAAUUUAGUGCGCGCACUCAUUAUUUCGAUGAACUUGUUCUCAGCUCUUUGUCGUGGCAGUCCACCGGAGAUGGUGACAUAUCCGGGAGACAUCAGGCUCUACGGGCAACCCAUUCUUUAUCUAAUCUGCCAGUCCCUCGUGUUAUUUCUGAUUCUAAUGGCUGUUGAUCACAAAUGGGCGGCAAACUGGUUCAGAAAGCCUACAUCAGCUAGGGACGCAGAAGACCAGAAUACUCGCGAGAAGGAAGUCUCGGACGAGAUCGAGCGUGUCGCAAGCGCGAACAGUGGACUACGUCUACAACACCUCACACGCACCUUCAAGCAUCGUACCGGCGGCGUUAUGACCGCAGUAGAUGAUCUGACGUUUGGAAUCAAGCAGGGCGAAGUCUUCGCGGUCGUAGGCCCCAACGGUGCUGGCAAAUCAACUACAAUUAGCAUGCUGCGCGGCGAAAUUCAGCCUUCACAAAAAGGUGGCUCUAUUCACCUCGGGAACAUAGACGUCAUGAAAGAACGCCGCACUGCGCGCGCCCGUCUCGGUGUAUGUCCGCAAUUUGACGCUGUAGAUCAGAUGACCGUCGUCGAACACCUCGAAUUUUACGCCGGUAUUCGCGGAGUUUCAGACCCGGAGCGCAAUGCACGUCAGAUCGUGCGCGCUGUUGGCUUGGACCAUCUCGCCGGAAGUAUGGCUUCGAAGCUUUCAGGUGGCAACAAGCGCAAACUUAGCCUGGGCAUCGCACUUACUGGCAAUCCUGAGCUGGUUCUUCUAGAUGAACCGAGCAGCGGUAUGGAUCCGCUUGCUAAACGCACGAUGUGGAAGACGCUCGCGGAAUUUGCUCCAGGACGAAGCGUCUUAUUGACUACACAUAGCAUGGAAGAAGCAGUCGGUAAGUUGUUCGUGCUGCUCGAGGAAAACAAAGAAUCCUUGGGUUUAGAGUAUUAUUCUGUGAGUCCCUCGACAUUUGAUGAGGUCUUCUUGAGGGUCAUGGAGAAGCAUAACGUGGAUGAGGAGAAUGCCCCGAUGAUUAAGAAAGGCUGGAAGUACUAUGGAAAGCUGAUAGGAAAGUCGUUGGGAUUAUUUCUCUUCAUUUAG
Messenger RNA from Cucurbitaria berberidis CBS 394.84, 4404 nucleotides. RefSeq lists its product as uncharacterized. The coding region runs from base 1 to 4404 and encodes 1467 amino acids. Gene Ontology annotation, molecular function: ATP binding; ABC-type transporter activity; ATP hydrolysis activity. Gene Ontology annotation, biological process: lipid transport; transmembrane transport. Gene Ontology annotation, cellular component: intracellular membrane-bounded organelle; membrane. The transcript has 6 exons. The record is from RefSeq and is a predicted model, not a curated record. NCBI's taxonomy places the organism in Eukaryota, Fungi, Ascomycota, Dothideomycetes, Pleosporales, Cucurbitariaceae.